UUUUGAGCUGCUUAAGUUUAAAGUCAUCGAAAAUACUGAAUAUCUAGGCCUUUUUUGUCCGAAAAGAAGCUAGAACCGAUAAAUUAAAAGGUUUCCUUAAGGUGAUCAGGAAACCAUUGGAUAUUGAAAGACGCAGAUAACCUUGGAGUAAUUUUAACCUGUAAAAUGCGCUGCUGGUAAAUGACAAUUGUGUCAGUUUUGUGUAGUGAGGUUCAAUGAUUCACUCUUAUAUCUGUCGUUUCUCGAUGAGAAGUGCAGGGACUAAUUUACAGUUUGCCAAACGAUGUUCGGAUGUCAGUGCAUUUCGGGAAAUCCUUUCUAAAUCUCAUAAUGUGAUGGUUUUGACUGGUGCAGGGAUAAGUGCUGAAAGCCAUGUACCAACUUUCCGAGGAUCUGGUGGAUUGUGGAGGGACUUUUCUGCCCAGAAUCUUGCAACUCCUGGCGCUUUUCGGUCAGAUCCUGGGCUAGUAUGGGAAUUUUAUCAUUAUCGGCGCGAAUUCGUUCGUACUAAGCAGCCUAAUGCCGGACACUUUGCUCUUGCUUAUGCUGAGAAGCAGUACACUGAAUGUGGCCGCUCAUUUCGUGUGAUUACACAAAAUAUUGAUGGUCUGCAUACAAAAGCUGGAAGUCACAACGUAUUAGAGAUACAUGGAAAUCUUUAUAAAACACGAUGUUUGGAAUGUAAUGAUGUCCGGGAGAACCGUGACAGUCCAAUAUGCCCAGCAUUAUUAGGUCGUGGUUCACCAAAAGUUGAAUUACAAGAAUACAAACCAAUCCCAGCAUCACAGUUGCCACGCUGUCAGAAUAUGGUUGGUGAGAAACCAUGCGGUAGUUUGUUAAGACCUCAUGUUGUUUGGUUUGGUGAAAAUCUUGACCCUGAUAUUCUUUCUCAAGUUGAUGAAAUUAUGUCAAAUACUGAUGUUUGUCUAGUUGUCGGUACCAGUGCUGUUGUAUAUCCAGCUGCAAGUUUUGCUCCAUCUUUAGCUCGUAGAGGUGUUCCUGUCGCUGAAAUCAACAUAGAAGUUACCCCAUCAACGGAUUCAUUACAGUCAGUCUCUUAUUUAAAUUUGUUUACUAUGUGUAUAUGCGGAUUCCCUGGAAUUAUAUUAUCCACUAUGUUUUAUAUAUAUGUGUAGUGUUUAUUUCUCUUUUUUGUAUUAUUGACUAUGGUUUUACUAAAUCAUUCAGUUAUUCUAUAUUAUUUCAAAAGUUUGCUUCAUCUCAACUUAAUUGUUGAUAAACAGGUAAACGUUGAUUGUAGAUUCAUAAUUAUAAAAGGUGUUUUUGGUGUGGUUAUGUUCUCUAAGCUGGAUAGCUAAUUUCCGGAGCUUUCAUUGCCCUACCAGGAAACAUCUACAAUCCAUAAUUCAUUUUCAAGUUUCAUUUUCAAGGACAGUCUGGAGAUAUUCUACCAAAGCUAUUCAAUUCAUUAGUUUUAAAGUAGUCACAACAUGCAUUAUUUCACUGGAUAUAAUUUCGCUGUUCAAACUAAUCAUUGUAUUUGUAUAAUUUCUGAAGGCAUAGAAAUCUUGUCAUGUAUUAAAAAGUAUUUUAUAUCAUGUCUAUAUCUGGGUAUGAUUUUCUUGUCAAAUAUAAUCAGUUUGCAACAACCAA
This is a messenger RNA of Trichobilharzia regenti, 1614 nucleotides long. Lineage: Eukaryota; Metazoa; Platyhelminthes; Trematoda; Strigeidida; Schistosomatidae. The record is from the annotation of a GenBank genome assembly.